Daucus carota subsp. sativus is the source of this 1039-nucleotide messenger RNA. RefSeq lists its product as uncharacterized. The record is from RefSeq and is a predicted model, not a curated record. The transcript has 4 exons. Bases 66 to 674 code for a protein of 202 amino acids. Lineage: Eukaryota; Viridiplantae; Streptophyta; Magnoliopsida; Apiales; Apiaceae.
GAUACACUCGCCUGUGAUUCUAGCAUAUCCCUCUAUGGUAUGUGUCACACACACAUACUGUUUGUAUGUAUAUAUACUCUCCCCUCUCUCUCUCCCCCAUCUCUUUCUCUCUCUCUCUCCCUGUCUGUUUCAAUCCGGAAGAGCUCCCUUCAUCAAACCCAAAAAGGGCGUUGAUUGUGUGGAUCUGUAGAGAAAUAAAAGAGAGAGAGACCAAGAUGAAGAGAUGUGCAUAUAAUAACAGCAGCAGCAACAACAGCAACGCCGCCUAUGGUUGUUCCGGUGGCUCAGGCGGUGUUGUUUGUCCCAAGCCUCGCCGUGUGCGACUCUUGAAUUUGUCGAAUUUUCAAGUGGAGAAUAGUGAUUCAAGAGGCGGGUCGGACCUCCUUGACAUGAUUCUCUCCAAGGGAAGUUAUGGUGCUGAAAAGUCCAAUAAUCAGAUUCCUUCCUCGCCGCCAUUUUUUAUGGGGUCUCCGCCAACCAGGGCUACAAACCCGGUGGUCCAAGAUGCUCACUUUGGGACUGAUAAACCGGGUUCAUUUUCGCCAGCUGAAGCAUCACCAUCAUCACAGCGCAAGAAUGGGGGAUGUUCUCGGGGAAAGUUUGGGCAAACGCCAGCUGCAGUUAGGAUCGAAGGUUUUAACUGCGGAAACUGCAGCGUUUCUGCUGUGGCAUAGAAAACAUAUAUACAUAUAUAUCUAUAUAUCUAUGUAGAUAACCCCAAAGGGUGAGAAACCACUGGGGCAAUUUGCGGAGAGAGAGGUACUGUGUUUAGUUUGUGGAUAUAUAGAGUUUAAGAUGUUUAAACUUUUUACUGACUUGUGGUAUGUCAAUCUAAAAUGUAAAUUAUUAUGUAAAACUUCGCUUCUGAAAGGUCGGAGUCUAAUUAAAUAAAGAAAAUUGCAAAAGCUCUCUUUAGGAUAGAAUUUUGGUCCAGGCAUGGUUUUGGUAGUUUUGGAGAGCUUUUGUGACUUGAGUUUCUUAUCUGUCUUGUCCUUCAUUGUAACCGAAAAUUAGGAGGCAAGGUAGAUUUGCUUUUUCA